AUGGUCCAAAUCAGUGAAGUGAAGGGCAACUCGCGCGAGAACAGAACCGCGGCCCACACGCAUAUCAAGGGUCUUGGUCUACGACAAGAUGGCACUGCGGAGGCUUCAGGAGAUGGUUUCGUUGGACAGGCAACUGCUCGUGAGGCAUGCGGUGUCGUUGUUGAUCUGAUCAAGGCGAAGAAGAUGGCCGGUCGUGCCGUCCUCCUGGCUGGUGGACCCGGAACUGGAAAGACUGCUCUGGCCCUCGCCGUGUCGCAGGAGCUGGGAACCAAAGUCCCCUUCUGUCCGAUCGUUGGUAGUGAGAUCUACUCUGCUGAGGUCAAGAAAACAGAGGCACUCAUGGAGAACUUCCGGAGGGCAAUUGGUCUCCGUGUUCGCGAAACGAAGGAAGUAUACGAAGGUGAAGUCACGGAACUUACCCCCGAAGAGACGGAGAACCCUCUGGGAGGAUACGGACGCACGAUCAGCCAUCUGAUCAUCGGCCUAAAGUCUGCCAAGGGCACCAAGAAGCUGCGCCUGGACCCCAGCAUCUACGAAGCCAUCCAAAAGGAGCGGGUCACCGUGGGAGACGUCAUCUACAUCGAAGCGAAUACCGGAGCCUGCAAGCGUGUCGGACGGUCCGAUGCCUACGCCACCGAGUUCGAUCUUGAAGCAGAGGAAUACGUGCCCGUACCGAAGGGAGAGGUUCACAAGAAGAAGGAAAUCGUCCAGGAUGUGACGCUGCACGAUCUGGACAUGGCCAAUGCGCGGCCCCAGGGUGGACAGGAUGUGAUGAGCAUGAUGGGACAGCUCAUGAAGCCCAAGAAGACCGAAAUCACGGAGAAGUUGCGCCAGGAGAUCAACAAGGUCGUCAACCGCUACAUUGACCAGGGCGUUGCGGAGCUCGUUCCCGGUGUCCUCUUCAUCGACGAGGUUCACAUGCUCGAUAUCGAAUGCUUCACAUACCUCAACCGGGCACUCGAAUCCUCCAUCUCCCCCAUUGUCAUCCUUGCCUCUAACCGCGGCAACACGGUCAUCCGCGGCACCGACGACAUCUCCGCCGCCCACGGCAUCCCUCCCGACCUUCUCGCCCGUCUCCUCAUCAUCCCCACCCACCCUUACUCUCCCGAUGAGAUCAAGACCAUCAUUCGCCUGCGCGCCAAGACAGAAGGCCUCAACAUCACCGACCCCGCCCUGGAGAAGGUUGCCGAGCACGGCAGCAAGGUCAGCUUGCGGUAUGCUCUGCAAUUACUCACCCCGGCUAGUAUCCUUGCCAAGGUGAAUGGACGCCCAGGAGGUAUCGAGGAAGCCGACGUGGCAGAGUGCGAAGACCUGUUCCUUGAUGCGCGGAGGAGCGCCACGAUCGUGAACCAGGAUAGUGAGAAGUACCUCAAAUAA
This is a messenger RNA of Aspergillus niger, 1377 nucleotides long. RefSeq lists its product as uncharacterized. Lineage: Eukaryota; Fungi; Ascomycota; Eurotiomycetes; Eurotiales; Aspergillaceae. The record is from RefSeq and is a predicted model, not a curated record. Gene Ontology annotation, molecular function: ATP binding; ATP hydrolysis activity; DNA helicase activity. The transcript is spliced from 4 exons. Bases 1 to 1377 code for a protein of 458 amino acids. Gene Ontology annotation, biological process: box C/D snoRNP assembly; chromatin remodeling; regulation of transcription by RNA polymerase II. Gene Ontology annotation, cellular component: Swr1 complex; NuA4 histone acetyltransferase complex; R2TP complex.